AGCACAUAUCGUCUCGAUCUCAGUAGGUGUCUCGUUUUAGUUCUUAGCAAGAUUGCAGACUAUUCUCUAGCCAUGUCAUCUUUAUACAGACUUAGAAAUAUCCACCGGAAUACCACCGGAAUAGAUGCUACUGCACUAGAAUGCUUUUUAUGUACAAAACGUUUUACAAACCCGAAAUCAUUACCAUGUAUUCAUUCAUUUUGUCUUGGAUGUCUUGACAAAUUGGUGAAAGAAAGCAACGGAAAGAUCACUUGUCCAAUUUGCUUUGAAGUCUGCGAAAUUCCCACAGGUGGACUUAAAAAAUUGCAGGACAAUAUUUUUAUCAACGGAUUGUUAGAUCAUGUGACUAAGCUGGAACAGAAAUCGGCACCUACCUGUGGCUGUAAGAAGGAAGCAUCGUUCUCAUGUCGAGACUGUGAUGAGUUGUAUUGUGGAGAUUGCAAAGAUGCUCACAAAAGAAUGAAGAUUGCGAAAGACCACUCUAUAAUUACCAUGAAAGAGUACAACACUAUUGAUCCUGUGGAACGUCUUGCAUCAAAACCGGUAAUAUGCUCCGAACAUACUAUGCCGCUUCAGUUCUACUGUGAAUCACACAAAAUUCCCGUUUGUGUCGGAUGUACACAGGUCCAACAUCCAAGAGAUGGUUCUCAUGAAAUAAUAGACAUAAAGGAUGCAUUUAAAGCUUUCUCUGAAAAUGCAACAGAGCACAUUGAAACAGCAGAUAAGACUUUACUUAGUGCACGCCAAAUGGUGGAAGCUUUGAAAGAAAAGAAGGAAGCGGCGAGCUUAAAUUACUCAAAAUGUAAAAAAGAUAUCAUAAAACAAACUGAAGACCUCUACCGACUGAUCCGUCAUCAUAAGGAAGAACAACUGCAGAAUCUCGAAGAAUCUCAUAAACAAAAAAUGAUAAUGCUUGAAUCUCAAGUUAGCAAAGUGGAAUCUUCUAUUACUAAAUUGUCCAGCAUGCGUGGAAUUACUGAUAACUUGACAAAGAGCCCUAAUAAAGUUAUGGCAUUAAUGAAUAGUUCCGUUGCUUCUGAAAAGCUGACUAAACUUCUUUUAGAUGAAGACAGUAGACAACCUCAAGAAUUACCUACAUUGAAUUAUAAUCUAAACAGUAGGUUAUCGCAAUCACUGGACAGUAAAGUUGUAGAGAGGCUACGUGGAGAAAAAACGCUUCUUUCACCUAAUGAAACAACGAUUGAAGUACACCAACAAGGUGUACCUUCCAAAAUGGCAAGAUUUCUAGGUGUUAGGCUGGAACAUACCCUUUCCAUAACAACUCGAAAUGCGUUAGGUGAUAUUAAGCAUAUCAUUGAUGCAAAAGUAAAAUGUUUAGGAAUAGAUAGAAAGUCGAAUAACAAGAUAAUUGAUGGUGUUACUGUUACAGAUGAACAAAAUGGUUAUUACCAUAUUUCUUCUGUCACUCCUUUUACUAACUGUACAAUAAUAUGUUUGAUUAUCGAUAGAUCCAAUGUAUAUGUGAAUACAAUAGAGUUUGAUAAGCAUGGGAAAGGUUCUACACACGGAAUGCAAUUUAAACCAUUUUAAAAUUAGAAAUGUUGUAAAUGUCUUAAUUACGUCCUCAAAGAUUGUUUAAAAUGAGGGUGUUCAUUUCGAUGAACAUCUUACCAUAAACUCGCAUGAUUCUGUAUUUAAACAGUUAACUUUUACUUAAGAAAUAUUGCACGUAGACCUAUUAGAAAAUGCAUUGCCCAAAUAACAUGUACUCCAGUCAUUAGUGUUAAUUAGACUUGAUUACUGCAAAUCCUUAUUUGCAAGAUUGAUAAAAGUAAAGUAUUCAUCUUACCAUAAAAUCGCAUGUUUCUAUAAUUAAACAGUUAAUUUUUACUUAAGAAAUAUUGCACGUAGGCCUAUUAGAAAAUGCAUUGCCCAAAUAACAUGUACUCCAGUCAUUAGUGUUAAUUAGACUUGAUUACUGCAACUCCUUAUUUGCAGGAUUGAUAAAAGUAAUCUUAAAACCCUACAAGUGCAAAAUCGGUAAGUAAUAGUGCACCUUUGUAUCACAAACACGUUUUAAAUCAGAUAUGAACUUGGUAGGACCAUGGUCUCAUAUCCUCCAAAGAUGUUACAUUACUCCUAUUCCACGUACUUAGACGAUUAUUGCAGAUAAAUCUUUUUCAAAUUUUGAACCAAAUUUAUGGAACGAUUUUCCCCCUGUCAUCCGUCUCCAAUCUAAUUUCAAUUCUUUUAAAUUCAUUUACAAUGAAUUUAGCAUCGAUUGAUGGAACUGCAGAUUAACCUGGCUGUUUUCUGUUUCACAUAGUUCAGUUUAUGAUGUAGGCCUACUUGAAAUGUCUUUGGUUUGUGUUUUUAUUGUGUUUUUUUUUUAAUUAUGCUUGUUUUUCGUGAUGUUAAAGCUUUAUUGAUUAGAUUGGACUGGAUUUUAAUAAGAUAUAAUAAUUAGAGUAUUUGU
Anneissia japonica is the source of this 2437-nucleotide messenger RNA. RefSeq names its product tripartite motif-containing protein 45-like. The transcript has 2 exons. Gene Ontology annotation, cellular component: nucleoplasm; chromatin. Gene Ontology annotation, molecular function: zinc ion binding; ubiquitin-protein transferase activity. Gene Ontology annotation, biological process: positive regulation of DNA-templated transcription. The coding region runs from base 73 to 1551 and encodes 492 amino acids. The record is from RefSeq and is a predicted model, not a curated record. NCBI's taxonomy places the organism in Eukaryota, Metazoa, Echinodermata, Crinoidea, Comatulida, Comatulidae.